CCGUUUGAAAGAUUGUGUUCAAUUCACAGGUGGUACCUAUGACGUGUUAAUUUACAACCGCCAUAGGUAUGUUUAGGUAGGCACGCCGAAAUAUUAUCCGCCGAGCCUAUACACGCCAACACCCGUGCAGUCCAAAUCUGGACCGACUACUGUGCAGCAGAGUUUAGCCUCGAUCGAUCGAUCACCGGAAACGCCGUCAUCGUCAUGCAGGCCUCGCCGUCUACGAAUAUCCACUACACCUCCCACACGUCAAACUAUUCGUUCACAUUGUUCAAGGAAUUGAGCACUUCCGUCGAUGGCAAUUUGUUCGUCUCCACUUACAGCGUGCAAUUUUUGUUGUUGCUCCUGGCUUUCGGCUCCAAGUCAAAGACCGGCGAUCAACUCAAGACGCUCCUGCGAUUGCCACAAAAGAUUGCUCCGAAUUACGACAACAUCAAGUCGGUCAUCACAAACAUCGAAGACCCUGAUUAUUUAACCAUUGCCAAUGGAGUUUUCACGGAUAUGGCGUUCGUUUUGAGAGACGAUUACGUGGAAAAGGCUCGUAUCUACAUGAAUUCCGAAGUGAAAAGUCUCGAUUUCGCCGGAAAUUCUGCAAACGAAGUAUUGGAAAUCAACAAGUGGGCUGAACAUAAGACCAACGGAAAGAUUUCCAACAUUUUCGAACCAGGUACCAUUGACAGGGAUACGGUGUUGGUUUUGGCCUCGGCCGUGCACUUUCGAAAUGAGUGGAAAAACCGAUUCACUGAUACGAAGAACGCGAGUUUCUGCCUUACGCCUUCAAAGCAUAUUGACGUCGUAAUGAUGCAGCGAAGAGGCAUUUUAAGAUACUACAAGGACGACGGUUACAAGUUCUCCGCCGUCGAAUUGCCGUACAAAGCAGGUGGUUUCGACAUGUUGGUCAUACUGCCGGACAGGGUGGACGGAUUAGAAGAAUUGGAAAACUCGUUUCUGAAGAACUCCAAAAACUUCGCGUACUUGCAGGGCAAUCUGACCGUCCACGAUGUCACGGUGGAUGUACCGAAGUUUAAGUUCGAGUCGGACGUCAGUCUCGUAAAAACAUUGGAAAAAUUGGGCUGCACCGAGAUGUUCACGUCGAGUGCCGAUUUCUCUUACAUUAGUACAUCUGCAGCGGGUAAGCUGAAAGUUAGUGACAUCAAACAUAAGUCGUUCGCGAACAUCGACGAAAACGGCACCGAAGCCACAGGCGUCGCCGACAUCGGCGUGAACCUGAGAACGUCGGAAGACAGACCGAGCGACAUCAAGGCCGUUAAGUUCCACGCGUGCCAUCCGUUCAUGUUCAUUAUAAAAAAAAACGCGAAUAUAAUUUUUAUGGGUAGAUUGUCCAACCCGAACGCUUAGUGACUGAUAAUAUAAUAAUAUUAUAUACGCACAUUAAUAUUAAUUGUAAUAUAUAUAUAUAUAUGUGUUCAUAUUACUCCAGUCAUUAUAAUAUUAUAUUUGUUGAUAUUUUAUUAGUUAUAAGUACAUUUUAAUAAAGAGUAAUUAUAAUGGCUUGUAACAAUGUCCUACUUAACAUCGAUAACAGAUAUGACUGCAGACCGUCUAAAAUUAACAAAAUUACAAUAAUUGUUUGUAAGUAUAAUAUUGAAGUGUGUAUAGUUUGUAACAAAAAUAUUUGUUAUUAUAUAAAUUGUUAUUCGUCUUAGAGUCAAUCUCAACCGGUACGUUUUAAUGUGAUUAUGAGUCAUCUCAUAUACAUGCUCUACAUAAUGAUGUAUUUAAAAAAAAAAUACAUUUUAGAUUGCAUCACUGCCAAUA
Messenger RNA from Myzus persicae (green peach aphid), 1779 nucleotides. Its product is annotated as serine protease inhibitor 42Dd-like. The coding region runs from base 205 to 1359 and encodes 384 amino acids. Lineage: Eukaryota; Metazoa; Arthropoda; Insecta; Hemiptera; Aphididae. The record is from RefSeq and is a predicted model, not a curated record. Gene Ontology annotation, molecular function: serine-type endopeptidase inhibitor activity. The transcript is spliced from 7 exons.